Messenger RNA from Glarea lozoyensis ATCC 20868, 405 nucleotides. RefSeq lists its product as uncharacterized. Gene Ontology annotation, biological process: protein stabilization; negative regulation of apoptotic process. Lineage: Eukaryota; Fungi; Ascomycota; Leotiomycetes; Helotiales; Helotiaceae. The record is from RefSeq and is a predicted model, not a curated record. The transcript is spliced from 2 exons. Bases 1 to 405 code for a protein of 134 amino acids.
AUGGCAGAAAAGCAACCUCCCACAAUAGUCGAAGGUGCCACAACAGGCGAUGUUGAGGACGAGGUCCCAGUCGCCAAGUCUGCAGAAGACCGAAAAGCAGCGGCAGCACUAUCGUCCCUCGAUACACCCCGCGAUGAUGAAGCUGCUGGUGGGAAGGAUGUUGAUCAGGAAGCUGUGAAGAAAGCAAUGGACAGGUUGGCUGGUACGGGGACCGCCAAUGGCACUUCAACAAAGAAGGAGGAGGAGAAUAAGCCUGUCAAGAAGGUGGUCAAGGUUGACCAGGCUGAUGUUGCUUUGCUAAUCGAAGAACUCGAGCUCAGUAAAAUCAAGGCCACGGAUUUACUUAAAUCCCACGAUGGGAAGGUGGAAGAAGCGCUUCGAGCAUAUAUUACACCUGCGGCGUGA